Messenger RNA from Stegastes partitus (bicolor damselfish), 7684 nucleotides. RefSeq names its product versican b (gene vcanb). The record is from RefSeq and is a predicted model, not a curated record. Lineage: Eukaryota; Metazoa; Chordata; Actinopteri; Pomacentridae. Gene Ontology annotation, biological process: central nervous system development; positive regulation of neuroblast proliferation; glial cell differentiation. Gene Ontology annotation, cellular component: synapse; perineuronal net. Gene Ontology annotation, molecular function: hyaluronic acid binding; calcium ion binding. The coding region runs from base 162 to 4526 and encodes 1454 amino acids. The transcript has 16 exons.
GAGCUGAAAGCUGGAGGAAGACAUCUGUUUGAGAGGAACCGCACAAGUACGCGCAUCCAGACCCCGACGUCGGACCUGCGGGAGUUUAGUUUGGAAAGUUUUAAGUGACACAGAGCAAGUGGAUUUUUGGACUUUUUACGCAUUUACAAGACUGUGUCAAGAUGAUUGGACACACCCUCACACACCUGCUCUGGUUUGUGUGUCUGUGUUCGGCUCAACCAGCGCCUCCACGUACCACGAUGAAGAUGGAGAAGAGCUCUCCUGCAGCCGGCUCUCUGGCUGGCAGGGUGGUGCUGCCGUGUCACUUCUCCAUCAUGCCAGCUUCUCCCACCACGUCCACGCUCCCUCCCACGUCUGCACCUCGUCCCAGCUCUAGUCCCGAUGAGCAGCUCCGGAUCAAGUGGGUGAAGCUUGAUGGGCCGGGGGAGAAGGUGGUGCUGGUGGCUCAGGGGGCGGUGGUGAAGGUGGGGCAGGAGUUCCGUAGCAGGGUGUCGGUGCCCAGCCACCCGCUGUCGGUCGGGGACGCCUCGCUGAUGAUUGUGCGGCUCAGGGCCAGUGACGCCGGCCUGUACCGCUGCGAGGUGAUGCACGGGAUGGAGGACACUCAGGACACCGUCAGCCUCAACGUCACCGGGGUUGUGUUCCACUACAGAGCGAACACCAGCCGCUACACUCUGGAUUUCCCUGCAGCUGUGGAGGCGUGUCACUCCGUCGAUGCCUCCGUCGCCACACCCGAACAGCUGAGUGCUGCCUUUGAGGACGGCCUCGACCAGUGUGACGCUGGCUGGCUCGCCGACCAGUCAGUCAGGUAUCCAAUCACAAUUCCUCGUCCAGGCUGUGCAGGUGAUCUGCUGAAUCGACCAGGUGUGAGAACGUAUGGUAUCCGCGACCCCACAGAGAAAUAUGACGUGUACUGCUACGUAGACAAACUGAACGGUGAUGUCUUCUACCCUCCCACCCUCAAAGAUAAGGUCACCUGGCAGCAGGCAAAUGAGGAGUGUGAGAAGCACGACGCUGUGUUGGCGUCGACCGGCCAGCUGUUUGCUGCCUGGAGGGCGGGACUGAACCGCUGCGACUACAGCUGGCUGUCCGAUGGCAGCGUUCGCUACCCCAUCACCGUCCCCCGGCCGCAGUGUGGAGGAGGCCUGCUGGGCGUCCGCACGCUCUACAAAUACGAAAACCAAACUGGAUACCCAGAUCGCAGCAACCUCUAUGGAGUGUUCUGCUUCAAAGCUAAACUACCAGAACCGACUACUGCGAGUUCCCAGGUGAGUACAGCUGUGUCAAACCCCACAUCUGCUCCCUCACACCCUGAAAGAGCUGAAAUCCAAACAGGACAACCAGAGCCCGUCGCAUAUUCGCCAACAGAAAGCCCACUGGUGGACCUCACCUCCCCUCACACCUCAACCUCAGUGGCCCCCUCCACCACCUUAGACGAGUUUGAUGUUCUAGAUUUUGAUAACUCACACAAGGUUGAGUCGAUACCCAUCAGAGGAGACACUUUGAUCCCCAUGCAGCUCCCUCCGUUACCUACUUCCCGCUCGCAGCACGAACACCUUGACAUCUCCCAUGGGGGGGAGGAGGGAGGCCAUACGGGGUCAGGCCGGGGUGACAGCAGCGGCAGCGGGGAGGGAGGCAGUAGCGAUGACAGCUCUGGAGCCGUGACCCCAGAAACCACGUUGAGACCAAGAUGGCUUCCAGAGACCACAGUGAGGAUGGAAACCUCGUCCCUGGAAGUCACUUUGAGCCCUUCAGAGAUGACUGCACUCACUGUCACAGCAGAGCCAGGACUCCCAGCCGGGGCCACAGAGGAUGGGCAACAACCUGCCGUGGUUUUCAAAGAGGACGUCACCCCUGGAACUCCACCAAUGUUCGACAUGGAGCACUCUCUGGAUGUGUCUGCAGGCGGAGAGUCAUCAGGCAAACCGCCGUUCCACGUCAUCAUCGUCAACGUGCACAGCCAGAAUCAGUCAGUUGACAUGGUCCUGGACAUCUUAAACCAGCCUAUGAACGGCUCCCAGUUCCCCCAAAUCACCGACCUCAGUCAGCUGGCCAUCCAAGGCAGCGGGGACGCCGACUCCCUUGAUCCAUCUCCAAUCAAUCUACCUCCAAUGGUCAGCUUUGUCAAUGGAAAACAUGAGGUGACGUUGGCACCAGAGCCGCCAGAGGAAGCCCGAGGUGAUCAGUUUGAGACGGCCACCCCUGUUCGUGUGGAGGAAGUGGAGGUGGAGGAGAGGGAGGAGGACUCCAGUGUGACUCCCUUUGACUAUGGUGUCAUAGAAAUCCACACAGAGGAGACGCCUACAGAGGAUAACAGUGAUCAGGUCUCUCAUCCUACAGAUUCGUACUCAGAUGGAGGUUCAGUCUCUGGCCUGGAGGCUGAAGCAUUUCCUGAUGUCUUCACACCACUUGAUGGACUCAGAACUCAGGAUGAAACAGCGACGACCACCACAUUUACCCCACCUGUUUCAUCACCAGUAUCCACCACACGGUCGAGCUCAGGAGUUUCCACCCAUGAGGACAUGGAAGGCUCUGCAAGCCGCACCACUGAUGAGGAGCCUGGCACUACACUUGAUGGCUCUGGUGCUCCUACCACGCCAGCUGCAGGUGGCCAGCCGGGUGUGAUGACCGACGAGACAGAAAUCGGAGGGACGGAGUCUCCGACUUUAAUCCCUGACACAAAGCCCCAGGAAACCACCACAGAGCCGCAGAUGGAGGACUCAGAGGGCUCUGCCUCAGGAGGAGAAGACGAGGCCUCAGGGCAAGACGUUUAUCCAUCAGAGACACCCACAUUCAGUAGCACACCGUCACCAAUUCACUCCACCCUCCACACCGCGCAGCGUCCACCUGCAGCUGGCAGAGAAGCCACAGAAACACCAGUAGUUUCACCGGAUGCUGUAGCAGAAACUGGCUCGGGUGCAGAGCAAGUGUCUGGGGAUGGGGAAGAGUCAGAGGAGCAGGAUGGUCUGGAUCCUGCAGAGGUCACGGUUUCACCAGCAGUGGCAGCUGUGACGUUUGGAGACCAAACCACAAAAAUACAGCACACGACUGUAGAAAGCACCACACUGACACCCUCCACACAUCUGUCCCUUGCUGCCACAAACGCUACGAAACAUCCAGCAGUCACCACAGAGCCUCCAAACACGACCUCAGACGACCACACUGAGCUUUACAGCGAACACACCAGUCUGUCCUCUACAACCUCCACGCAGGACAUCAGCCAGACUACUCUCUCCACGACGUCCCCUCUGUAUACCUUUGACCAAAACACCCAUUCCGUCCCUGACUGGGCUCUGAUCCCCGACCCGCACGCCACCGCUCUGCCAGAUGAAGAUUUUGUGGACUACGACAAGGAGAUUGUCCCCGAUCUGGUGGAGGCCCUCCCACAGAGACCCGAAGAGACCGAGGCAACAGAGGAACCUGAAACCGGCACUGACUCGGCUUAUUCUGUGGAGGCCAGCACGGUGAACGUCAGAGAUCUCCUGCCGUGUUCCACCAGUGUGUGUCUAAAUGGAGGCUCCUGCUACAAGAGAGGAGUUCAGAACAUCUGCGUCUGUGCACCUGGAUACGUCGGGCAGCGCUGCGAAAUAGAUGUCGAUGAGUGCCAGUCGAACCCGUGUCUGAAUGGAGCCACCUGUCUGGACGGGGUCAACUCCUACACCUGCCUCUGCCUGCCCAGCUACGCCGGAGAGCUCUGCGAACAAGACACGGAGGUGUGCGGAUUUGGUUGGCAGAAGUUUCAGUCACACUGCUACAAGUAUUUCACACACCGUCGUACCUGGGAUGCUGCUGAGAGGGAGUGUCGACUGCAUGGAGCUCACCUGGCCAGCAUCCUGUCACACGAGGAGCAGCUCUUUGUCAAUCGUCUGGGCAGUGACUACCAGUGGAUCGGCCUCAGUGACAAGAUGUUUGAGAGGGACUUCAGAUGGACCGAUGGCAGACCUAUGCAAUACGACCACUGGAGGCAGAACCAGCCCGACAGCUUCUUCCAGUCAGGAGAGGACUGUGUGGUGAUGAUUUGGCAUGAGGGAGGACAGUGGAAUGACGUGCCCUGCAACUAUCACCUGACCUUCACUUGCAAGAAGGGGACAGUUUCAUGUGGCCAGCCCCCCGUGGUGAAGGAUGCUCGAGUGUUUGGGCCCAUGAAGCCUCGCUAUGAGAUCAACUCGCUGCUCCGCUAUCACUGCAAACAGGGCUUCAUCCAGAGACACGCCCCGACUAUACGCUGCCGCUCCAAUGGCCAGUGGGAUACACCCAAAGUCACCUGCACGAGCCCUGCAACCUACCACAAGUCAUUUACUCUGCGGCACCGCAACAACCAGAACGAGCAACAACAGAGGCACUUUAACCACCACAUCCAUCACACCAAGAGUCACGAGAAACACAAUCAAAACCAGGAGCAGCAGCAGGACUACAACAUUCUGCAAAACCUCUGGAAUCCUUUCCAGAGUCGAGUCCAGAAGGUGCUGAGGGAGAAGAGGCUACUGCAGGCCCAACCACACAACCAGGACCAGAUCAGACACUGAUGGGGUUUGUGGGUUCGCAAAUCAGAUCUGCGGUGGUGACCAGUCACAGCAGGCUGGCCGUGUCAGUCCAGAGGCAUCGAUAGACAGACGGAGUGUUGAUCAAAUGUCUAUCAAUUUCUCUCAGAAGGACGAGGGAGAUGUUUCACCAGUACAUUGUCCACAAACACUCCAGGAUCUGAACCGUAACACUAGUGAGAGUUUAGUUUCAUUUGUAGAGUUAGCUUAUUGAUUAUAUUGGUCUCCCUACAACGUCUCGGUGCUCAGGUUACUGAUAUACUUGCUUUUUAGCAUUUCCAAUGAAUAGACAGUCAUCAGUGUUCACAUACUUGCAUACUUUGUGUCUGGAGUGUAAAACUAGAGGGCAGAUUUGCAAUUAUUCAUGCCUGGCUGUAUAAAAUCUUUUCAAACUUCCACUUUAGCACAAAAUUAAAAAAAAAAAUCGUCAUGCAGAUUACAGUAUUUUCACAUGCACAUGGAGUGCACACUUCUACACAAACUAUGAUCAGAUUUAUGAGUGUGACGAUGCUUUCAACACAGGCACUCUAGACAAUAUUAUAGUAAUCACUUGACAGCAAGAAGAAGAGCUCCUUUUUAUUUAUUGUUGUGUUUGGCUGAACAACAUGAGAAACACUUGGACUUGACUCUGUCCCUGAUAUAUCUAAGUUUGUGAUGUCAGGGCUAAAUAAGCUCACUAGUGUCCGUCAGAAUGUCGUGUGUCAUGGUAAGCUUGUGGAAGAAAGUUUUAUUUCCAUUAAGACAGUUUCUCUUUGACUGAAUGUUUCUUGUUGGACUUCAGACUCAACCUUGACUCAGACUCAACUCUUUAUCAAUUUGACUUUGACUCCUUUUGGACUUGACCUUGAGUUGCAUUUGAGUCCUUUUGGACUCUGUCUCGAUUUGGUCUUGACUUAGACUUGACUCAUUUCAGACUCAACUCCUUUCAUAUUUAGCUUUGAAACAUUUUGAACUUGGCCAUGAGUUGGCAUUCUGCCCUGGCUCUGACUUGACUCUUUUAAAUUUGGCCUUGAUUAAAAAUGAAUUUCUAUCGGACUCUGCCUCGACUCUUUCUGGUUUGGACUUGAUUUGGAUUCAAAUCUUUUUCAACUCACCAAAAUUGAAACCAAGAACUGGCCUUCAGAUGGACUACGCUUAAUGACUUUAUCUGCCAAGCCUUCUAUCAUUGUGAGGGUGGUGUAGAACUGCCACUGACCUUAUUUUCUAAUUCUGCCCCCACUGUCAUAUGCUGAGUGGUAUCUCGCAGACACAUUCAUUUCUAAAGACAUGUACCACCAGCUCUCCCAGGGUGGUAGUCAUGCAUGUGUGAACAUGUACUUAAAAAGCAAGUAUGUUAGCAACCUAAAUGGGAAGACUUAUGACUUUAAGAUUUAAAACGCCACAGAACAUCUGUGACACUUCAGAUUCAUCAGCUUUUCACUAAAUACAGCCUGUCAGCCCAGUGCCUUCUGUGAAAUUAUUUUAAAGCAGCCCUGUGGAGGAUUAUGACAGCUGUGGCCACCUUCAUCUGUCACGUAACCGUCACCUGAUAGGUUGUAAUUAAAUAUAGAAGAUGGAUGUGGCCACUAGACUGUCACCCGUUAGUUUCUGGGACACCAUUUUGAUGCCUUGCGUUUUGAAAUUAGCCGUUGACAUUUAUUUUCUUUUUCCAGGAAAACUACGCACACCAAUUUUGUAGCACCUUGUCAAUCUUAAAGUUGCUCUUACCAUACCGUGCUUUAUCAUCUAUUUGCUUCUAAAUGGGAGCAGAAUUUACCAAAUUAACACCUUACUCUAUUGAAGGAGAAUUAAAACUAGCAAAUAAGACUAUUGGGAAUGUUUACAGAGGAAAAAAACAAAAGGAAGGGCAAUUUUCUCAUCUAUACAAUUAGACUUUCUUUUUGUACCCAGAGGAAUCACCCCCUGCUGGCUGUUUAAAAGAUUAUACAUUUAAGGAACUUCAGACGCUAUGUCCAUCUUUUAUAGACAGUCUGUGGUUGCAAUGGUUUUCCUAGAGUUCUCUAUUGGCUAGUUACAUUUCUUUAUUCGUUAUUUAGACCACUCAGUCAGUGAAUGGCAUGAAACUAAUAGCAGUCCAACAAAAUUGCUCCACAGCCCAACUAGUGGUCUAAAACUCCACAGGGUACCUUUAAUUUCCAAAAAUGUGGCACAUGCAAACAAAGGUUGAAAUAUUUGUGGUUUAUUUUUAUACAAGCUAGCCCAAAUACUGUUAUUGAUAGAAUAUAAAAAGAAAGAAAACAUACGUUUAAAUUAUUAUCAUAGAAGACUUUCAGUUUUGGUUUGUAUCACUCAUAUUAGUACAGCCUUGUUUUUACUGGUUGAUUUCCCAUGUAGAUUUUUGUACAAAAUGUUUUAGCUUAAAAAAGUUUUUUUAAAAAACAGAGACUAAAUGCACACAGAGGGGACGGUAGAUUAUUAUGAAUGUGUGGUGCGUGUGUGCUGGGGCUAUUAAUCAUAGGAUAUAUAAUAUAGAUACUAUAUGAAGCCAUAUGAAUUUAACUUAUUGUAUACUUUAAAACUAUGAAUAGACUGUGAUAUUAAAUAAAGGUCAUUGGAACUGAAUGAUUCUGUUAAUGAUGACUUCCUUGCUGUUUACAGAUUCUUGCUAUGUUGCUUCUUUCACCGACAUUACGCGUUCAACGUCACAUAGAGUUUUUCGUUAGCAAAGUCAGCUUGUCGCGCUGUUGAUGCUUUUUAUUGUGCGUAAAAUCAAGCCAGAGAUGUCGCCAUUAAAAUGCUCCUGAUUAUUUCUGCAUUAUUAAGUUGGAAGUGUUCUCAGCUACAUUUGUGUUGCUUUUUGCUACAGAUCUGGAAUCUGUUUUUCAUCCACGGAUUAAGGGAAUGUGACAGAAACACAUAGAGACACUUUCUACAUGCUCCACAAGACUUUUUCUUUUCUUUUUUAAGGCAUUUUGCCUUCUUUUCUUCAUGUUUUUCAUACAUUUUCUUUUUUAUAUAUAUAUCGUUUGUCGAUGUAUCCAGUGUGCUUUUUUUUUCUACACCGUGUGGCUCAUAGGGUUUACUGUAUCUGUGGCACAAGAUCUUAUUUUUAUGUAAUCACUGUUGUUACUGUCAAUAUGUUCAUCAGCCUGUUUUCAGUGUUGUUGUCAGCUGUGUGUGCAAUAAUAGGAGGUGUUAAAACA